This is a messenger RNA of Alternaria burnsii, 4320 nucleotides long. RefSeq names its product 5-3 exoribonuclease. The transcript is spliced from 2 exons. Bases 1 to 4320 code for a protein of 1439 amino acids. Gene Ontology annotation, biological process: rRNA catabolic process; nuclear-transcribed mRNA catabolic process. Gene Ontology annotation, cellular component: nucleus. Gene Ontology annotation, molecular function: 5'-3' RNA exonuclease activity; RNA binding. Lineage: Eukaryota; Fungi; Ascomycota; Dothideomycetes; Pleosporales; Pleosporaceae. The record is from RefSeq and is a predicted model, not a curated record.
AUGGGCGUCCCAAAGUUCUUUCGAUGGAUGUCCGAAAGGUAUCCGGGUAUUUCGCAGCUCAUUGCUGAGAACCGUAUUCCCGAAUUCGAUUGUCUCUACCUUGACAUGAACGGCAUCAUCCAUAACUGCACCCACAACGAUUCCGACAGCGUCACGGCGCGCAAGUCCGAAGAUCAGAUGUUCAUCUCCAUCUUCAACUACAUUGAGCAUUUGUUUGGCAAAAUUAAGCCCAAACAGCUCUUCUUCAUGGCCAUUGAUGGUGUCGCCCCGCGCGCCAAGAUGAACCAGCAGCGUGCGCGACGUUUCCGAACCGCUCUCGACACUGAAAAGGCUCGAGAGAAGGCUAUCCGCGAAGGCGUAGAGAUGCCGACUGAGGAAGCGUUCGACAGCAACUGCAUUACGCCAGGCACUGCUUUCAUGGCGAAGCUCACGCAGCAGCUCAAGUACUUCAUCAACAAGAAGGUCUCCGAGGACAUAGACUGGCAGGGCGUGGAAGUCGUGCUGUCUGGUCACGAGGUCCCCGGAGAGGGAGAGCACAAGGUCAUGGAGUACAUCCGUCAGGCCAAGGCACAGCCGGGGUACGACCCGAACCGCCGCCACUGCCUGUACGGUCUUGAUGCCGACCUCAUCAUGUUGGGUCUGCUCAGCCACGACCCCCACUUCAGCUUGCUGCGUGAAGAGGUGACGUUUGGCCGCCAGAGCCAAACCAAGUCCAAGGAGUUGGAACACCAAAACUUUUACCUUAUGCAUCUUAGCAUUGUUCGAGAAUAUCUGGAACUCGAGUUCCAGGAACUGGAAGAGCCCGGUGCUCUUAGCUUCCCAUUCGACAUGGAGCGUGUCAUUGACGAUUUCAUUCUCAUGGCUUUCUUUGUUGGUAACGAUUUCCUUCCUAAUCUUCCACAUUUGCAUAUCAACGAGGGCGCCUUGGCCCUCAUGUUCAACGUCUACAAGACUGUCCUACCCAAGGGUAAAGGAUACAUCAACGAGGGUGGUGUCAUCAACAUGGAGCGCCUGGCUAUCUUGUUGGAUGAACUCUCAAACAUCGAAUACCGUCACUUCGAAUCGGAGAAUGCCGAUGCUGCUUGGUUCAAGGGUAAGAAACUUGGAAAGGAGGAUGUAAUGGCCAAGACGGCGAAACGAGGCACGGUUGUCAUGACCACGCAGCAAAAGGAACUGUUCUCCAAGGUCAAGAGCUGGCUGGGUAAUUACAUGGAGAAGAAAGACCAAGCUCCGUUGGACCUUCCGGUAUCUCUCAACGCGGAGGAUCGAAAAUUCGUUCAAGAACUUGCCGACAAGUUACAUCUCCCUUGGAAGACUGUCCAAAAUGACGACGGCGAGCGUCACAUUCAGGUUACACCUCCACCUAAGCUAGUUGAAGGCGACUCGGAUGAAGAGGAUGAGAUGGAUGACGAAUCCACGAAAGCGAUUGUACGCGUUGUACAAAAGUACGAACAGGCGAAGAUCGUUGACAUCUCACCCGAGGAUGCCCAAUCGGAGAUGCAGAAGAAAUACGAUGAGAAGUUUGACGCGUGGAAGAAUGACUACUACAAGAGCAAGUUCGACUGGGAUCGCAGCAACGAGGAAGAACUUCGCAAACUGACGGAGAAUUACGUCCAAGGAUUGCAGUGGGUUCUCUUUUACUACUACCGUGGAGUCGCGUCAUGGCCAUGGUACUAUGGCUACCACUACUCGCCUAUGAUUUCCGACGUCAAGCGAGGUCUGAAGGCGGACAUCAAUUUCAGACUUGGACAGCCGUUCAAGCCUUUCCAGCAACUGAUGGGUGUCCUGCCUGAUCGCAGUAAGAGCAUCGUACCAAAAGCCUACCAUCCCCUCAUGACCAAUGAGGAUUCGCCGAUCAUCGACUUCUAUCCUCGAGACUUCACUCUCGAUAUGAAUGGAAAGAAGCAGGACUGGGAGGCUGUCGUCAAGAUUCCAUUCAUCCAGGAAGAUCGUCUGCUUAAGGCCAUGGCAACCAAGGAAAACGACCUGACACCGGACGAGAAGCAGCGCAAUUCAUUUGGCGUUUCGUUGAAGUUCACUUACGCUAAAGAUUUGGAUUUUAUCUACCAGUCAUCUCUGCCAGGUGUAUUCCCGGAUCUUCCCCACUGCAAGUGUAUCGAGAACAUAUUCGACCUACCGACUAUGGAAGGACUAGAAUACUACAUUGGCCUCAUGGACGGCGUCAAACUGGGUGCCUCAGCUCUGGCCGGCUUCCCCAGUUUGAAGACUCUGCCGUUCCAUGGCAAGCUUGAGUUUGCAGGUGUCAAUGUUUUCCAACAAGACAGCCGUAACGAGAGCAUGGUCAUUACUCUACUAGAUACGGAGCCACGACAGUCUGUCGGGCACGCACAAGCAAAACUCGGCAAGGCCGUUCAUGUUGGCUACCCGUUCUUACAUGAAGCAAAGGUAAUAAAGGUAUCGGAUGAGCUGUUCGACUACGUUCUGCCAGAGAGCGGCGAUUCUCCUGCGCCUGUUGCUAUUCCCCAUGGACCCCAAGAAAUUUCCAACUGGAAGAAGACUGCGAACCGCAUCGAAAGCCAGUACAGCAAGCGUCUUGGCAUCAAUGUCGGAGAGAUUGAGUCACUUGUGCACGUAGAAAUGCUCAAGGGGCUCAAGAAGACCGACGAAGGCGCUACCAUCAAGGAGUACGGCGAGGUCGCUGGACUACAAGUGGAGUAUGCAACACAAACAGUUGUAGAUGAGGUUAUCAGCGCAGAUGCUCGCUUUAUAGAGAAAGAGGCGCUUCCUAUCGAAGAAGAGUUCCCUGAGGGAGCCCGAGCAUUCUACCUUGGAGAUUACGCGUAUGGCCGUCCCUUGCAAGUCAUGGGCCACGCCGACAAUAAGGCCACAAUCAUGGUCGCCAAGCUAAAGAAGCAAGAGCCAGCUUUUGGACGCGAAGUCGUCAUCAUGGCAGAAAGGUCCAUGCCGUAUCUUCCAUCCUACCAGGUGGCAAGGCAGCUGAGUAUGCCGCCGCUUGCGUUGUCUAAGCUCACGUCCUCAUUCAACGUCAACUCAAGCGGUCUUAAACUCAACCUCGGUCUGAACCUCAAGUUUGAAGCGAAGAAGCUCAAGGUAUUGGGCUACUCUCGCAAGUCAGCCAACGGAUGGGAGUAUAGCGAGAAGGCCAUAAACCUCUUGCAACAGUAUAUGACCAAAUUCCCGGAGUUUAUCGCCGCCAUUAUCAUGAACCCGACGGGUGACGGCUGGGAAGACACGGACUUUUAUCCUCCCGAAGUUGCGAAGCAGAAGGUCAAGGAGAUUGGAGCCUGGCUCAAGAGUGUUCAGACGAAGAACUUUGAGAAGGUACCCUUGGACGCUGAGCAGCUCGACUCGGAUACAGUCAAGCUCAUCGAGGCAGCCGCUGAUGCCAACUUUCCCCUCACCCAAGAAGUUGAGCCCAAGACGGUUACAAAGGUGCCCCGUGUCGCACUGCUGAAGCCUUCUGAUGCAGAACAACGACUCGGACACCAGCACUUCAGCAUCGGCGAUCGCAUCGUCUAUGUUCAAGACUCUGGAAGGGUUCCAAUCGGAUCAUCAGGUACUGUGGUUGGCAAAACCCGCACUGCGCGUGUUCUGUUGCUCGAUGUUGUAUUCGACGCUACCUUUAUGAGUGGUACCUCUCUCGGCGACCGUUGUUCUCCGUUCAGAGGAUCAACUGUACCGGCUACUGCAGUUGUGAACAUGACGGAUCAGCAGGUCGUGCAUUAUUCUAGCGCUGCUGCCGCCAGGCGUCCACAACAAGCGCCUCUUUCGUACAAUGUGCCCCGCUUCGGUGCUCCCGGAGGCCCUGGGCUAGUUCCAGCGGGUACGCCACCACCCCUCCGUGGCUCAUACCGAGGGGCUUUCGGAGGCGCGAACGGACGUGGCGGAGGCAUGGCACCACGUCAAAGCUCUGGACCGCAGCAAGGACAGCAGCAGACAUUGCCAAUCCAUGGCGGACCACCUCGUGGUGGUCGUGGCGGGCGGGGCGGAACGGCUCCCCGUGUUGGACAAGUGAACGGCCAAGCCUCUCAAGACCAGAACCAGGCUCCCAAUGGCAUCAACACUCGCGGUAACCUGCGAGGUGGCUCUGCUGAUUUCGUCCCGCGUGGACGAGGAGGAGGCUACAAGGGCCGGGGAGGCUUCACCGUCAUCGACAACACUGAUCCCGCUGAAGGAGUUGUGCCCAACAACCCAAAUUUCCAGCCGCGAAACUACUCGAACGUACCACCGCCGGCAAAUCUUGAUGGUGGACGAGGCGGUAGAGGGCGAGGCCGUGGACGUGGCGGUUUCCGUGGACGUGGAGGACCAAGGGGCGGCGCACCACCUGCUGCCCAGUAG